Homarus americanus (American lobster) is the source of this 2501-nucleotide messenger RNA. Its product is annotated as UDP-glycosyltransferase UGT5-like. The record is from RefSeq and is a predicted model, not a curated record. Gene Ontology annotation, molecular function: UDP-glycosyltransferase activity. The coding region runs from base 589 to 2160 and encodes 523 amino acids. The transcript is spliced from 11 exons. Lineage: Eukaryota; Metazoa; Arthropoda; Malacostraca; Decapoda; Nephropidae.
GCGUACCGAAGGCUUAAUAUACUAUACAUUGUGCUAUAUUCACACUGUCUCGAAUUGACAGUAAUGCCUAUGAGACCCGCUUCCAGUUUUCAUGAUUUUACGGCGUCAAUAACUCACAUAGGAAAUCGGCAUCGGGAGAGUGGACUUGUAGGGCUGAGCCUUACCUAUAAUUUCAGCCUUUCACGACCUCCCUCACACACCAAGCCAACCACUUUAAGAUACACUUGCAACACUGACCUGGCUCAUGAAAUCGAUUAUUUUCUGGGGUAGUAGUAGGGGAGUACGCUGUGCUUUCGUUGCCCAAAUCUCACAUGCUGUAACUAGGGCAGAUCUAGAACAUAAUUUACCUCCACCUCCUAUGAUAAGAUAAGACACGACCAAGUCAAGGCAAGUCAAUGAAUAAUUAGGAGAUUGUGUCAGAAGAGUGCCAUCCAUCAGACUGAUCACGAGGGUGCCAUCUGAAGCUCACUUGUAUCAACAAGUAAAGGGCUGCCACACUGCAAAAACUUUGACGAGCCCCUGUAAAUGCACAUUUAUGACAACGGAUUAACAGGUUGUUCACGGUAGCUGAAGUAUUCACGGCAUCAGAUGCGGUGGUGGAAUGUGGCAGCGACGGUGGUGGUGGUGAUGGUGGUGGUGCAGGAGGUAGACGCUUCCAACAUACUCAUCCUGGCGCCCAUUGGUACUCGCAGCCACAAGAUUUUUUACAUGGCCAUCGCAGAGGUGCUGGCGGCCAGGAACCACAAGGUUACGUUUGUCACGGGAUAUAAAUCCUCAAAAAACACGACCAAUAUCCGCGAGGUGUUUUUGCCGGACGGUGAGAUGUACCGUAAUGUGCCCAACAUGUUCACCUCAACACAGAACGAGUUGUUUAUUAAGUUGGCAAUGGACAUGCCCAAGAGCUGUGCUAAUGCCUUAGGUUCUGAAGCCAUACAGGGUAUUAAGGAAGAACACUAUGACUUGGUGAUGCUGAGCGUCGUCAUGACUGAAUGUCUUUACUCAUUAAUUCAUAAGUUACAGGUUCCUUAUAUACACCUGCAUCCAAUGGCUUUGACGGCAAUAAAUAGUGACGUAGCACACAGCGUCCACUUCUCCUCCAUGGUGCCAAAUGUCUUCCUUAACCUGAUUUAUCCCCUCUCCUUCACCGAGAGAAUAUACAACGCUAUUUAUGACGCCACUUUUAACUUAUUUUACCAUCUUGUACUUUUCUCUAUGAUGGAGGCAGAGUGCCGGCAGAUGAAGCUGUGCCAGGAGGACACACCCCUCUCCCAGAUAAGGCUCAAUGGUACUCUCUUUAUUAUAAACAGCGUGGAGGCCCUGGAGAUACCGAUCAGACCUUAUACUGCCACGGUGGUCCACGCUGGCGGCAUCCACUGUAGACCAGCUCAGCCGCUACCACAGGAGCUGGAGGACUGGGUUGCUGAGGCCGGUGACGCUGGCUUCAUCUUCUUCAGCCUCGGGUCUGUUGUCAAGGCGUCAACUAUGCCAGAGGAGUACAGGAGGGUGCUGGUGGAGGUGUUCGCUUCCCUGAAGCAGCGGGUACUGUGGAAGUGGGACGAGGAGACCAUGGAAGACCUACCAGCCAACGUGCGUCUGGCCAAGUGGAUCCCCCAACAGGAUAUCCUGGGAGACCCUCGCCUGCGACUGUUCAUCACUCACGGUGGGUUGUUGAGUUCCCAGGAGGCCACCUAUCAUGGUGUGCCAUUGCUCGGUAUCCCAGUGUUUGCCGACCAACAGUACAACGUUCGCCAGAUCCGGAUGGAGGGCUGGGGCCGCUUCGUGCACUGGAAGGACCUCACCUACGACACUCUCCGUCAGCCGAUUCUUGAAAUCCUCCAGGACACCAAGAUACGGGAGGUGGUAACUCGACGGCAGGCUGUGAUGAAGGACCAGCCUAUGUCACCUGGGCAGUGGAUGACCUACUGGGUGGAGUACGCCCUGAGGCACGGCGGCGCUCCUCACCUCCGUUCUCCUUUCGCCACUAUGCCUUGGUAUAAGAUGUACAACGUGGACGUGUGGUUGCUGGUGUUGGUGGUGUCCACACUGGCUGUCAUCCUCACCUUCUUCAUCCUCCGUGCCUUCCUCCACGCCUUCAUCUGCGCCUUUCCCCGCGCCGUCUACACACGCCUCUCCACGCUCACUAAAUACAAAAAGCAAUGAUGAUCUCCAUGUGAAUAAACACAAGAAUCACUGUGGAUUACUAAAGCUGAAGAAUAAGGACAACUGAAUCUGUGUAGAUGAACAACAAUAAGAAUCACUCAGUAGAUGACUAUUAAAUACCUACCUACCUACCUACAUACUGUAUACUCGUAUAUCUAUCUAAUAGUACCAGAUAUAGCAACGUAGAAUUUCAACAGGUAGAUUAAAUAUCACAUGAAGUUAUCUUACAACACUUCACAUUAUCAACAAAGCGAAGGACAAGUCACUCAGCUCCUGACAUUAAAAGGUUAUAAACACACAUACGAGAAUACCUAACAGACCAAUAAAAGAUUUUACAUGAA